UGUGUGUAUGUGUGUAACUGUAGGGCAGCAGCAGCGCUGACUAAUGGCUGAAGAGUGUACAGGGCUGUUAUGAGCCUUGGAGCCGGUCACUCUCUCUCACACACGCUUCCUUCUGCUGCCCGGGGGACGGUCUGCUGCUGCUGAGAGGCUCCUGUCGCACACUGUGAAGCCUCGGGCGGUCGUGAUGUCGGAGCCCAAGGCGCCCACUCCGACACCGGGGGACACCUACAAAGGCUGGCUGUUCAAAUGGACCAACUACAUCAAAGGAUACCAAAGAAGAUGGUUCGUCCUGAGCAACGGUUUACUGUCGUACUACAGGACCCAGGCGGAGAUGGGUCACACGUGUCGGGGCACUAUAAACCUGGCCACAGCGAACAUCGCUGUAGAGGACUCCUGCAACUUCGUCAUCUCCAACGGCGGUGCCCAGACGUACCACCUGAAGGCCAGCUCUGAGGUGGAGCGGCAGCGCUGGAUCACGGCUCUGGAGCUGGCCAAGGCCAAGGCCGUGAGGAUGCAGGCUGAGUCAGAUGAUUCCGGGGACGAGUGCUCCACCUCCCCGCCCUCGGCAGGCCAGGGCUUGGGGGCGAGGAACUCGGAGGUGCAGUCCACGCUCCGGACGCUGGGCAGCAAGGUGGAGGAUCUCAGCACCUGCAACGACCUGAUCGCUAAACACGGCUCUGCGCUCCAGAGGUCCUUGUCCGAGCUGGAGGGUGUGAAGCUGGGUGGAGACACGAGCGAUAAGAUUCGACAGGUCACAGAAAGAGCCACGCUGUUCCGAAUCACUUCCAAUGCCAUGAUCAACGCGUGCCGGGAUUUCCUGGCCUUGGCUCAGGCUCACAGUAAGCGCUGGCAGAAAGCUCUACAGGCCGAGCGCGAUCAGAGGGUUCGGCUGGAGGAGACGCUGGAGCAGCUCGCCAAGCAGCACAACCACCUGGAGAGAGCCUUCAGAGGAGCCACCGUACUGCCCGCCUCACCCAGCAACCCCACUGCAGACAGCAAAGGUUCAGGUCCUGGAAAGGGCGACGCCAGCGAUGACGAUGAUAAUGAGUUUUUCGAUGCUUGUGAGGACGUGCAGGAGUUUAUCACUAUUCCUGCCGACCCCAAAUACCACAGGAGGUCCGGCAGCAACAUCAGUGGAAUCAGCAGUGAGAUAGGAAUGGACGAUGGGACGACAUCGCUGGACGAGCAGUCUUUGGCAUCCAAUCCGGAGUCUCCUCAGUCUCAGGAGGUGGUGCCUGUGAGGAAGAGGCGGACUCGCAUCCCAGACAAACCCAACUACUCGCUCAAUCUGUGGAGCAUCAUGAAGAACUGCAUCGGGAAGGAGCUCUCCAAAAUCCCCAUGCCUGUGAACUUCAACGAGCCGAUCUCCAUGCUGCAGCGUCUGUCUGAGGACCUGGAGUACUCUGAGCUGCUGGAUCGAGGCGCUAAGUGCCAGAGCUCUCUGGAGCAGCUGUGCUACGUGGCUGCGUUCACAGUGUCCUCCUACUCCACCACAGUGCACCGCACAGGCAAGCCCUUCAACCCCCUGCUGGGGGAGACCUUCGAGCUGGACCGCCUGCAGGAGAGCGGCUACAGGUCCCUCUGUGAGCAGGUCAGUCACCAUCCUCCAGCAGCAGCUCACCAUGUGAUCUCUGAGCGGGGUUGGACCCUGAGGCAGGAGAUCACUGUGGCCAGCAAGUUCAGGGGCAAAUACCUCUCCAUCAUGCCUCUCGGGUCCAUUCACUGUAUAUUUGACAAGAGUAAUAAUCACUAUAGCUGGAAGAAAGUCACCACCACCGUGCACAACAUCAUUGUAGGCAAGCUGUGGAUAGACCAGUCUGGUGAGAUAGACGUGAUCAACCACAGGACGGGAGACCGCUGCCACCUAAAGUUCACCCCCUACAGCUACUUCUCCAGAGACGUGGCCAGAAAGGUGACGGGAGUGGUGACGGAUAAGGACGGGAAGGCUUACUACGUGCUGUCCGGAACGUGGGAUGAGAAGAUGGAGUGCUCGCGUGUGAUGCAGAGCAGCAGGGGAGGAGAGAACGGCACGGAGGGACGCCAGAAAACGGUUUACCAGACUCUCAAAGCCCGUGAGCUGUGGAGGAAGAACCCGCUACCGGAGGGGGCGGAGAACAUGUACUACUUCACACAGCUGGCGUUGACCCUGAACGAGCAGGAGGACGGCGUAGCGCCGACGGACAGCCGGCGACGGCCGGACCAGCGGCUGAUGGAGCAGGGGAUGUGGGACGAGGCCAACGCUGAGAAGCAGCGUCUGGAGGAGAAGCAGCGCAGCGUCCGCAGGGAGAGAGAGAGGGAGGCCGUCCGACUGGCCAGCACUGCUGAGGAGGCUGUCAUUGAGGACUCCAUAACUGACUCGCCUCUAAAAAGCGCUCCGCAGGACAACUACACGGCCUUGUGGUUCGAGCAGGUGGUGGACGAGGCGACUGGAGAGCCCACACACAUCUACAAAGGAGGAUACUGGGAGACGAAGGAGCAAGGCACCUGGGAGAACUGUCCCGACAUCUUCUGAUCCAAAUAUUGCACAUCUUCUCCGGCAGUGGAGCGGACUUCCCGAAAACGGAACGGAACACGUGACACGCAGCGGACUGCUCUCCUUUCCCGUCGUCUGUCUCCUCCUCCAGAACUGACUGGACAUGUGAUUCCUACACCUGUGCUUGUCUCACCUGUAACCCCUCCCACCCAUCUCCUGUUCCCGCUGUGUGAGUACAUACAACAGUGUCUGACAGCAGAAACGACAGCAGAGGCGGCAGAGGGGUGCACGGGAUUCUACUCUACCUGUCUGUCUGUCUGCUUACCUGAUACUCUGUUCUGUUAACAUCUGUCUGUCCUACCUUACCUCCUCUCCUCCUCCUCCUCCUCCUGUGUCCUCCACUGUUUGGUCAUAUAAGGGAAGGGAUGCACACCUGCUCUCGUUCUUUAGUGCUGUCGGCGGAAAAGUGCCGGACUCGUUCGCACCGCGGUCCGGCCUUCGCUAAAAAAAAGAAAAAAUAGAACAACCCCCUCACAACCACACGUCUUCCGUAGUGUGGUAAAACAAGGGGGUCUAUGAGGUGUGUGUGUGUGUGUGUGUGGUGUAUGUGGUAUGUGUGUGUGUGGGGUCCCUCAUGGCUCUUGAGUUCUGACUGACAGCGCGCCGUGUUCCUGGCUUUAUCUCCCAAUUCGUGAGCCCAUAUCAUGCAAAUAAUUAAUAAUAAUAUUAAUAAUAAUAAUAAUAAUAAUAAUCAUGGUUGCUCUGUGGAAGUGUGGAAAGUGUGCAGUAUUAAGUCAGCUAGUUACUAACUAAGAUACCAUUGCAACCACCUAGGAUACCAGAGCAGCCACUUGUCUGCUAUGGCAUCUUAAAUGGUUGUUUUUAUCAAGCUAUCUCCUAGCAACAGCCUAGCAUCCACCUAGCAACAACAUAGCAGUGCAGUGUUUGAGUUGAGAGAGUGUUUUUUUUUCAUACAGGCCAAUCAGAACACAGGUCCUUUACAUAGAUCAGUCUUAAAAUUACGAUAACAAAUGUUGUAUUUAACCAAGUUGGUCAAGAAAUGAAUUGUGAUUAUUUUAGUGCUUUGGCGCAGAAGCUAUAUGAUAUAAGAGAGCUGUGGGUUAUGAGCUCUUUAACCUCCCUAAACAUGGUCUAAUUUACAUAUUAAUUAGACUUAUCAUUAAUAUAAUAAAAUUAAUAUUAAUAUUAACUUAUUUAGUUUUGCAUAUGCAGUCUGCCACAGUUUAGCCCCAGCCCCCUCGAUAAUGACAAUAAUAAUGGGAAAAAAGUACCUUUAUCCCUUGUGUGGGAUAAAAUCCUCUAAAGUAAAGAAGUAAAGGUCUAAUUUACAUAUUAAUUAGAUUUAUCAUUAAUAUAAUAAAAAUGUAUUUAUGUCGCGAUUUCAUUACGCAAGUUUAGUCUACCACAGUUUAUUCCCACCCCCUUAGUAAUGCUAUCACUCUGGAGUACAGAAACAAGGUACCUUAGCAACACCCUAGCAUCUACUUAAUAAAGUCACAACAACCACCUUUUAUUUUUGGAAUAGACCAAUUAGAAGACAGCUGAUUUACAUAUAUUAGUGGUAAAGGUAUAAUGACAGAUACUGAAUGUCUAACUGUAAAUGAUGAAUUAUGACUGAUAUAGCUGAUCACUCAGCAAUACCUUACCAUCCACCUAACAGGGUCGCAGCAACCACCCGUUUAUACUGCUGCUCUUUUUGAAGUAGGCCAAUAAGUAGACCAGCUGAUUUGUGCAAAAAUGAAUGAUGACAGAUUUUGGAACAUAAAAUUAUGGUGAAUAAAGUGAAGCUCAACAAAAUCAAUUAAAUGAAAGAGAGCUGAAAGAUAUGGGCUCUUUAUAGCGCCCCCUAGCAGCAGUGUGCGCAACAGCAUCCUUCAAAUUUAGAGGAAUUAUGCAACUGACAAUAGAGCAGCUCUAAUUUCCAAAUUCUGUAGAACACUACUAACCUCCAGCGGCCGAACACCUACUAUACCUAAUGAAAGUGUGUGUGUGUGUGCGUGCAGGUGAUGUCAGAGGGACUCUGAGAGAGUGUAUGUGUGUGUGUGUGUCCGUCCGUCCGUCCGUGUUAAUGAGUGACGUGAAGGGUUUCAUGUAUAUUCUAUCCGGGGAAAAAAAAAAUCAUAUUUUAUUUUCAAGUGUACUUACAGUAAAAAAACACACUCUCUUUCUCUCUCUCUCUCUCUCUCUCUAACACACAUACACACACAGUGUGAUAAACUGACACACAGCAAAGCAGCCCAUUGCAAAUAUGUGUAUAUAUCAAAUAAUGAAGGACUAUUAGUAAUAUUAAUAAUAAUAAUAAUAAUAAUAAUAUUAAUGCUGAUAUUAAUAAUAACUGCAAUCACUCUGCAUGGGAGACCUGAGCACACACUCUGGUGCGGUGUUGAGGGCGCUGUGCCUUUGCUGUGGAGCGACACACUGCCCCAACUGCUGGUAAACAACAAAACCACACACAGCACAGUCCACACUAACAGUUCUUUCAGCAGGAUAAUGCUCGCCCACACACAGCGGAGGGGUUAAAGGUGGCGUAAGGGCGGUGGUGAGGGAAGAGCGAUGGUUAGGGUGGGGUGGAGGGCUCUUUCGAGUGCAGCCUGGGGUUUAUUGUGGCUUUAAGGGCAUGGCGUGGUGCUGAUGGUGUAGUGUUAAGGGUGGUGCUGGUUGUGGUUCAGUGUUGAAGGUGGUGCAGUGUUGAUGGAAGUGUAAGUGUGUGUGUGUGUGUGUGUGUCUCUCAGCUGAAAGCUGGGAAUGUUUUUCUCCUAUCAGAAUAAAUGAACAAUAAGAGCCAAGAGCUUUUUAUUAUGAACACAGACUGAUUAUGAUGAAGAAGACGGCAAUGAUGAUGAUGAUUAUGAUGAUGAUGGGAUUUUUUCUUUUUUCUUUUUUUUUUUGUAAUGUAUCUUUUGACUAAACCCUCUCCGUUACUCUAAACAGCAGUAAACUGGUUUGUAAUUUUUACUGUUUUGUGUUUUAAUUUUUUGUGUGUAAACAUUACUCUCUCGUUUUUCUUUCGUUCUGACUGAUUUUCUCCUCUUUUUCGUUUUUUUUUUUUUUUUUUUUUUUUUUUUUUUUUUUAAUUUCUCCCUCUGUUCUGGGUCUGUCUGGCUCUCUGUACCGGCGCAGAGCAGACUGAGUGUAGUGAUGCUGCAGGAUGAUGAUGUAAUUAAAUCGGAUUGGAAACACG
Molecule: messenger RNA, 5675 nt
Organism: Astyanax mexicanus (Mexican tetra)
Lineage: Eukaryota; Metazoa; Chordata; Actinopteri; Characiformes; Acestrorhamphidae
Product: oxysterol binding protein
Exons: 17
Coding region: 185-2512 (775 amino acids)
Cellular component (GO): intracellular membrane-bounded organelle; cytosol; membrane
Molecular function (GO): sterol binding
Source: RefSeq, a predicted model, not a curated record